AUGUCCUUUGAUAUUAAUUCUGAAGAAACGCAAAAAAAUAUCCCAACAAAUUCAAUACCCAUAAAAUCCGAAAAGCCCAUUGAUUUAUUAGAAGAAAGUAAAAAUGAAAAAAAAUUCGAAAAAUGGCGAAAAAGUUUAAUGUAUAUUACAGGUUUAGGUUUAUCAGAAAAAGAAAAGACUGAAUACAAAAUAGAAUUAGAAAGAAAAAUAAGUGAUUAUCAGCAUAAAAAGUGUGAAAAAUGGCGGGAUGACUUAAUGAAAAGUAGCGCAAUUGUAGUUUUUAUGCUAAAAAAUUUAGAGGACGCAGGAUGUAAACCAGAUAAAAAACAUUUUAAAUGCCUACCAUGUGAUAAUACGCGAAGCGGAGGAUUUUCUCCUGAUCACGGUAUAAUGCUGUGUCAAAACCGAUUUUAUAGUAAACGUCAUAUAGAAGAUACAAUGGUACACGAAAUGAUACAUUUGUACGAUCACUGUCGAUUUAAAGUGGAUUGGAAUAGUUGUUACCACCAUGCGUGUAGUGAGGUUCGAGCUGCAGCUUUGAGUGGUGACUGUAAAUGGUCGCGUGAAAUUAAACGUGGAUUUUUUAACUUUACGAAACAACAUCAGGCUUGUGCAAAGAGACGUGCUAUACUUUCUGUUCAGAAGAACGCGUCUUGUUCAGCUCCCGGUGUAGCAGAAAAAGUGGUUAAUGAAGUUUUUGAAA
Messenger RNA from Racocetra persica, 703 nucleotides. Lineage: Eukaryota; Fungi; Glomeromycota; Glomeromycetes; Diversisporales; Gigasporaceae. The record is from the annotation of a GenBank genome assembly.